ACUAUAAUACCACAACUACAUUUCUUGGACCGUUUCUCAAACCAUCUCUUUCUUCCACAGGAUAAAUUCCCUCUCUCCCUCCCAAAACUUCAUUUAUAUAAACCUGCACUGCACACUUACUACUUCAUAAACUCACAAAAUUCUGUUUCUUGUUGAGUAAAGUUUUCGACUUUUCUGCGAAUUCUCUCUGAUUUGGUGUUAAAGUUUGAAUCUUUUGGGCACCCAAUACAGAAAGAAAGGAAAAGCUGCAAAUGGGUUCUCAGGUAUUGGUGGCUCUUGGGCUCUCACUAAUUGGUGGACUGAGUACUUCUAUAGGUGCACUCUUUGUAGUUCUCAAUCAGGCUCCCAAUUUGAAGAUGCUUGGGAUUUUACAGGGAUUUGCAGCAGGUCUGAUGCUGAGCAUUUCAUUCCUGGAUUUGGCUCACAACGCUAUUAACUCUAUUGGCUUCUUAAAAGGAAACCUUUGGUUUUUUGCAGGUGUCUUAUUUUUUGCUAUUGUUGCCAAUUUUAUUCCAGAACCAACACUUGCCCCGGUUUCAGAUAGUAAAAAGAAAACUACAGAUGAAGGGGGCAAGGACAUUAUGAAAAAGCAUCGCCGCCAAGUUUUAUUCAGUGGGAUUGUUACAGCUGUAGGCAUAAGCUUGCACAAUUUUCCUGAAGGAAUGGCAGUUUUUCUUGGGUCAAUGAAGGGUCUUCGUGUUGGUGUCAACCUGGCUUUGGCCAUUGCUCUGCACAACAUUCCAGAGGGUGUUGCUGUUGCACUUCCUGUUUAUUUUGCAACACAAAGCAAAUGGCAGGCAUUCAAAUUGGCUACCCUUUCUGGUUUGGCUGAGCCUCUGGGUGUUAUAAUUGUAGCCUAUUUAUUCCCAAGCAGCUUGAGUCCUGAAAUUCUUGAGGGCUUGCUCGGAGCAGUUGGUGGAGUGAUGGCUUUUCUAACCCUGCAUGAAAUGCUGCCGCUGGCAUUUGAUUAUGCUGGACAGAAGCAAGCUGUCAAGGCUGUGUUCUUUGGAAUGGCUUUCAUGUCUGCAAGCCUAUAUUUUCUUGAAAUCAGUUUACCUGAGGAGAUGAGCUUGUAGUAAUGGAACAGUCUGUUGGUAUUCCUCUAUUGUACAUUUCUGGACCGCUAUGAUGGGUUUUCAAAUUGUGCCUGAUCUUGUCAACCGGCAUUGAAGACCUAUACUAAUAGUCGGCUUCAUUUGGUCUCAGGCAAAGGGCAGAGAAGUUAUACCAUUAUGUACUGAGCAGUUCUUAUCAUCAAUAUAACAGAAAUGUAUCACUGUUUGUUUUUUUAAUUAAAAAUAAAAUAAAAGAAGAGAAAGGGAGGGAAAAAAAAUCAAGAUUUCAUGGAACUUGUUUUC
Molecule: messenger RNA, 1358 nt
Organism: Quercus robur (English oak)
Lineage: Eukaryota; Viridiplantae; Streptophyta; Magnoliopsida; Fagales; Fagaceae
Product: zinc transporter ZTP29
Exons: 12
Coding region: 252-1076 (274 amino acids)
Biological process (GO): zinc ion transmembrane transport
Cellular component (GO): membrane
Molecular function (GO): zinc ion transmembrane transporter activity
Source: RefSeq, a predicted model, not a curated record